CAUCUGAUCAUGUGAAACAUUUUGAUUUUACACUCAACAACAGAGCGUUUUGUUCACACACUGACAUUGUUCUGUCUCAACACUUCCCAGGUUGCACCGGUGCUCUGGCUCGAGAGAUGGCGAAGGCUUAUCCGUCCUCCUCCGUCACAGUGUUCGACCUCCCGCAGGUCGUGGAAACGGCUCAGAAACAUUUCUCCCAGGAGGACGACACCGUUGUUUUUCAGGACGGUGAUUUCUUCAGUGGAGAGAUUCCUGCUGCGGACUUGUACAUUCUGGCCAGAAUCAUUCACGACUGGCCUGAGGAGAAGUGCCUGAUGCUGCUGAAGAAGAUCUCCGACACCUGCAAACCAGGUGGCGGCGUCCUGUUGGUGGAGGCCAUGUUGUUUGAGAACCGACGAGGCCCCAUCAUGGCUCAGAUCUUCUCCCUCAACAUGCUGGUGCAGGCUGGGGGCCGCGAGCGUCCCCCGUCCGAGUACACCCACCUGCUGAAGAGGAGCGGCUUCCAGAACGUUCAGGUGUGUCGGACCGGAAAGUCCUACGACGCCAUCCUGGCCACCAGAUGAGCUCAGACUGACGAUCAGCCGAGAGAAGCUUUCCUUGAAAGUCAGGGAAAGUAAAGAACGUUCAACUUAAACAUUUUCAAGGCCUUGAAAAUGUAUAAAUAAUUUCUCAGUGUGACGAGAAAAGUCCUUCUCAUGGAUGUGUUCGAUCAUUUCAAACCACGAUUCUGCUGCAGGUGGAAACUAUCGGUCUGUGUUGUGUGUGUUUGUGGAUUCAAUAGCCAAAGAAAAAUAAUAAUUCAAUUUAUUUUUAUUUUUAUUUGUCAUGUAACGCACAAUGAGUAGAAACCUUGAAGUAAGAAAAGAGUGUGAGAUCAGAUUUAUGAGCUGGAAGACGUGAAGAUGUUCUUUGUGUGUCGUGUGCGGUGAUGAAUUCAGGAUCCCUCAUAGAUCGGACUUAGCAGAACCCCUCAUGAUAAACCUCACUUUACCUCCGUCGUACCUCACGGUGUUACAACGUUUUUCUCUGCCUCUGACACGGUGUGAACGCUGGUCGAGGGAAGAAUCCAUUUACUACUGUUUAAAACUGGUGCUUGGUGACGUCUGUUCUCAUUCAGCUGUUUUAUUUUUAUCCCUGUGGACAGUCGAGACGCUGCGUUACUUUGGUGACAUCACACAGACGUCUCACCAUCAAACAUUCAUAACAUCUCAUGGCUGCUAAGACUUUUGCAUAUUGAUGACGCAGUGGAGAGCUGCGUGUGAGAGGAUCAGUGAGUUUAUUUUUGCUUUGUGUGAUUUGCAUGUUAUCAAUCUCAAACUGUAGAAACGUAUAAAAACUGUUCUGUAUAAACCACAGACUGUAAAUGAAGGUGGACGUCGGCUCUCAGGCGUCUCAUGGUGUCAAGAUCCUGCUGAGAAACGCACUUGACCAAGUCUCAGCUGUCAAUCAUGACUUGUCACCCUGUUUUAUAGCAUCAAUUAACUAAUUAAAACCAAACUUAUCAGAAACACUUGAGCAAACAUCAGUGUGAUAAGAACGAACUAUAUUUACCUUAUGACCUAUAUUGCAACCACCUUUAUAUACAGUCUAUAACACAUACGCUUGUUUUCUGUCCUCUGGUCAAACAUGUUUGCAGCAUGCGUCCCUCAGAUUAAAUCAUAGACACAUAAUGUU
This is a messenger RNA of Paralichthys olivaceus (Japanese flounder), 1674 nucleotides long. The record is from RefSeq and is a predicted model, not a curated record. Lineage: Eukaryota; Metazoa; Chordata; Actinopteri; Pleuronectiformes; Paralichthyidae.